GUUCCGCUUCCUGAACGCGGCUGAGAGGCGGGAGAGCUGCCAGUCUGCGCCGCCGCCGCCGGACUUUUCCUGCCAGCCGCUCUGACCCUCUCAUGGCUGUGGAGAAAACGCGGAGAUUCACCCGGAGCCUGCUACGACCCAGCCUGGCGUCCGAGCACCGCCAGAGCGCAGCCGCCGCCGUCGCCAGCCGCUGCCGGCUCCAGCUGAGGCAGGAGAAACCCAAACUUCUAGAGCCUUUGGAUUAUGAAACCGUCAUUGGGGAAAUUGAGAAGACUGUUGAAAACGACGGUCUCAAGGAACUGAUCUUGUUCCCAGAUGAUGACUUUUCAAUAUCCACAGUUCCCUGGGAAAUAAGAACACUGUACUCAUCAGUUUCUGAAGAUACAGAGCAAAAAGCAGAGCAUUUGUUUGUUAAAGAGGCUUGUAAAUAUUACAGUUCCCAAUGGCACAUUGUAAACUACAGAUAUGAGCAGUACUCAGGAGAUUUUAGACAAUUACCAAGGCAUGAAUGCAGACCAGAUAAACUCCCUUCACACUCCUUUGAAAUUGAUCAUGAAGAUGUUGACAAGGACGAAGAUACAACAUCCCACUCAUCUUCAAAAGGAGGUGGAGGAGGAGGAAAUACAGGAGUUUUCAAAUCGGGCUGGCUUUAUAAAGGGAAUUUUAACAGCACAGUAAACAACAGCAUUAUGGUUCGGUCAUUCAAAAAGCGCUACUUCCAGCUGACACAGUUGUCAGACAACUCAUACAUAAUGAACUUCUACAAAGAUGAAAAGAUAUCAAAGGAACCCAAAGGCUGUAUCUUUUUGGAUUCCUGUACGGGGGUUGUGCAGAAUAACAGGCUUCGAAAACAUGCCUUUGAGCUGAAAAUGAAUGACUUGACAUACUUUGUGCUGGCAGCUGAAAAUGAGCAAGAUAUGGAUGAAUGGAUUUUCACUCUCAACAAGAUCCUGCAGAUAAAUCCAGAAGGGUCCGUUCAAGAGAGGAAGAGCGCAGACAUCACAGAUCUGAAAUUUGAUUUGGAAGACAUGUCGAUGAGCUAUGAUUGUCCGCAAGAGGAAACUGAUUCUUCAGAGAACAGCCUGCAUCCAGAUUUUUCAAAAUACCUCACAGAAACAGAAGAAACUGUCAGAGCAUCUCGAAAUAUGGAUAGGUUGAAUCUAUUCUCCCUAGAUCCUGAUAUUGCUGCCUUGAAUCCUCAAAGAAAGGAAUUUCCAGCAGCAGAUUCAUUGCUCAAGCCUUUUCAGGAAAGGGAUGCCAAGCGAAUCAUGAUAACAUGCAAAUCCCUUAAUCUGAAUCUUCAGGCUUGCGUUUCUGAUAAUGAAAGUGACCCCGUCACCAAUAUUGAGCCUUUCUUUGUGAGCGUGGCUCUUUUUGAUAUACGGGACAGCAGGAAGCUCUCUGCUGAUUUUCACGUGGAUCUAAACCAUACUCUGGUUAGACAGAUGAUGUCAGGUCCUUCACCCUCAUUGGAAAAUGGUACUAUUGAGUGUGCUGGCACCAAAGACGAGGAACCACAGGUCAAGGGGUUUCCAGAAGAAUGGCUGAAGUACCCAAAACAGGCUGUUUUCUCCAUAAGUAACCCUCAUUCCGAAAUAGUUUUGGUGGCAAAGAUUGAGAAGGUGCUCAUGGGAAAUAUUGCCACCAGUGCAGAACCUUACAUAAGGAAUCCAGACUCUAACAAGUGGGCCCAGAGAGUGUUAAAAUCCAACAAGCAAUUCUGCAGCAAGUUGGGGAAAUACCGCAUGCCCUUUGCCUGGUCUGUACGACCAGUCUUUAAAGAUAAUCAGGGAAAUAUUGACAGAGAUUCCCGGUUCUCACCUUUGUUCAGGCAAGAAAGUAGCAAAAUUUCAACGGAUGACUUAAUGAAACUCGUCACGGAAUACAGAAGGGCAGAGAAGAUCAACAAAAUUCAGAUCAUCCCUGGCAGCUUAGAAAUCAUAGUUGAUUCUGUACCUUUGGAGCACCAAAAUUGUGUAACAUCAUCUUUUAUUCCAAUCAAGCCAUUCAAUGAUAUCAAGGAGCAUCAGCCCACAGUAGAGGUGGAAGAAUUUGUCCAAGAAUCAACAAAGUACUCCCAGACUUAUAGAGUAUAUAAAAACCAAAUCUACAUCUAUCCCAAACAUCUGAAAUACGAUAGCCAAAAAUGCUUCAACAAGGCACGGAAUAUAACAGUCUGCAUUGAAUUUAAAAGUUCCGAUGAAGAAGGAGCCAAACCCAUGAAGUGUAUCUACGGAAAGCCUGGUGGGCCACUCUUUGCAUCAGCAGCAUAUACAGCUGUUCUACACCAUUCACAGAACCCUGAUUUUUACGAUGAGGUGAAGCUUGAGCUGCCUACUCAACUCCAUAAGAAGCACCACAUUCUCUUUUCAUUUUAUCACGUCACCUGCGACAUAAAUGCGAAAGCUAAUGCCAAAAAGAAAGAGGCCCUGGAAACAUCAGUGGGAUAUGCUUGGCUACCUUUGUUGAAAGAUGACCAGCUAGUGUCUCAAGAACACAACAUACCAGUGGCAACCAGCCUGCCUCCCGGAUAUCUGAGCCUUCAGGAUCCUGCAGCUGGAAAGCACAGCGGAAGUGACGUGAAGUGGGUAGAUGGAGGGAAGCCACUCUUCAAAGUGUCUUCAUUGGUUGUAUCAACAGUUUAUACUCAGGAUCCAUAUCUGAAUAGAUUUUUCCAGCAGUGCCAAAAAAGGAACAGGGAUCUCUCCCAACCACCUACCUCAAACUUUAUCAUCUCCUGUAAGAAUUUGCUUAAAAUUGAGAGGAUCCAUGUCAUCGUGAAUUUUCUGCCUGUGAUUUUGAACCAGCUCUUCUGGGUACUUGUACAGAAUAAGGAGGAUGAGAUUACAACUGCUGUGACCAGGGUGUUUACUGAUAUUGUUGCAAAGUUCCACGAAGAACAAUUAGACCACUGUAUCCAGACAUACGUAAAGUAUGUAUUCAAGACCAAGUCAUUUGAAGAAAGAACAGUUCACGAGGAGCUGGCCAAGAAUAUGACCGGUCUGUUGAAGUCAAAUGAGCAAAGAACAGUAAAACAUGUUUUAAAGCACUCCUGGUUCUUUUUUGCAAUUAUCUUAAAAUCAAUGGCUCAGCAUUUGGUGGAUACAAAGAGAAUACAGAUGCCUCGCACUCAGAGAUUUCCCGAAUCAUUCCAAAAUGAGCUGGAUACGCUCAUCAUGGUGAUUUCAGAUCAUGUUGUUUGGAAACACAGGGAUGCUCUUGAAGAGACAAGGAAUGCAAAUCACAGCAUUGGCAGGUUUCUGAAGCGUUGUUUCACAUUCAUGGACCGUGGAUUUGUAUUUAAGAUGAUCAACAGCUAUAUAAGUAUGUUUGGACCAGGUGACCACAAGAUUUUGUUCCAAUAUAAAUUUGACUUUCUUCAAGAAGUAUGCAACCAUGAACACUUCAUUCCUCUGUGCCUGCCUAUGAGAUCUGCAGACAUACCAGAUCCAGCAACACCAUCAGAAACAACACAGCAGUUUCAUGCAUCAGAUAUUCCAGAGUAUACUGUGACAAAUGAGUUUUGCCGAAAGCAUUUCUUAAUUGGAUUACUUCUGCGAGAGGUUGGGUUUGCGCUCCAGGAAGAUCAAGAUAUUAGGCACAUGGCCUUGGCAGUACUAAAAAACCUCAUGGCGAAACAUUCCUUUGAUGAUCGAUAUGCCGACCUGGAGAAACAGGCAAAGAUAGCAAACCUGUAUAUGCCCCUGUACGGCAUGCUUUUGGACAACAUGCCAAGGAUAUAUAUGAAGGACCUGUUUCCGUUCAACAUAAAUACGUCCAAUCAGGGAUCCAGAGAUGAUUUGAGUACUACUGGUGGAUUUCAGAGUCAGGCAGCAAUGAAACAUGCAAACUCUGUAGAUACCUCUUUUUCCAAAGAUGUUCUUAACUCUAUAGCAGCUUUUUCAUCAGUGGCUAUUUCUGCAGCAAACCAUGCUGACUCCAGAGGCUCCUUAGCAAGUCUCGACUCUAACCCAAGCACCAACGAAAAGAACAGUGAGGCGACAGAAACCUGUGAGAAGAUUGUGAGGCCGUUAUCCCUGAUUGGGUCAGCUCUUCGGUUUGACAAACUAGAUCAGGCUGAAACGAGAAGUCUCCUGAUGUGUUUCCUUCACAUUAUGAAAACAAUUUCAGAAGAUACAUUGAUCUCCUACUGGCAGAGAGCCCCAUUCACAGAGAUAACAGACUUUUUCAGCAUUUUAGAGGUUUGCUUCCAAAAUUUCAGAUAUCUUGGGAAACGAAACAUAGUGAGGAAAAUUGCUGCUGCAUUUAAGGUUGCUCAAACAACACAGAAUAAUGGAACCCUGAAAGGCUCUAACUCAUCCUGCCAGACCUCUGGGCUUCUGCCCCAAUGGAUACAUUCUGCCUCCAGCGGUGACGUCCACAAGCACCACAGAUCUCAAACUUUACCAAUAAUACGUGGCAAAAAUGCCUUCUCCAACCCUAAACUCCUGCAGAUGAUAGACAGCACCAUUGCAAGUGGUUCCAAUGAAACAGAUAUUGUGAGCUACGUAGAUACUGAAGCCAACAUUGCCACGGAAGUUUGCCUUACUAUUCUAGACUUAUUAUGUCUGUUUACUCAACAUCACCAGAGACAGCUGCAACAAUCAGAUUGCCAGAACACACUGAUGAAGAAAGUCUUUGAUACCUUCCUGCUGUUUCUGCAAAUCAAUCACUCUGCAGCAGCCCUCAAGCAUGUCUUUGCUGCUCUUAGAUUGUUUGUGAGUAAGUUCCCUUCAGCAUUCUUCCAAGGGCAGGCUGACUUAUGUGGCUCAUUCUGCUAUGAAAUUCUUAAGUGCUGCAAUCACAGGUCACGGUCGACACAGAUGGAAGCCUCUGCUCUGCUGUAUUUCUUCAUGAGAAAGAACUUUGAAUUUAAUAAGCAGAUCAUAGUCAGGUCCCAUUUGCAGCUCAUCAAAGCUGUAAGCCAGUUGAUUGCAGAUGCAGGAAUUGGAGGCUCCCGGUUUCAGCAUUCACUAGCGAUUACGAAUAACUUCGCUAACGGAGACAAGCAAAUGAAAAACAGUAACUUCCCAGCAGAAGUGAAAGACUUGACCAAACGCAUAAGGACGGUUUUGAUGGCUACAGCUCAAAAAGAACAUGAGAAGGACCCCGAGAUGCUAGUGGAUUUGCAGUACAGUUUGGCAAAUUCAUACGCCAGCACGCCUGAAUUGCGUAGGACUUGGCUAGAAAGCAUGGCCAAGAUCCAUGCUAGAAAUGGUGACUUAUCAGAGGCUGCUAUGUGCUAUAUCCAUAUAGCUGCUCUUAUUGCCGAAUACCUGAAAAGAAAGGGUUACUGGAAAAUGGAAAAGAUAUGUACCUCUCGUAUGUUCCUGGAAGAUGCUGAACUCUCUGAUAGUAAUGUCUUACUAACAACUCAUACUGGAGGAAGCUUGUUCUCUAUGGGAUGGCCAGCUUUCCUCAACAUUACACCAAAUAUUAAAGAAGAAGGAGCUAUGAAGGAAGACUCUGGAAUGCAGGAUACUCCAUAUAAUGAGAACAUCCUUGUGUCGCAGCUGGAAUUGUGUGUUGACUUUUUGUGGAAAUCUGAAAGAUAUGAGCUCAUUGCUGAAGUUAACAAGCCAAUCAUUGCAGUGUUUGAAAAACAGAGAGACUUCAAGAGACUGUCAGAGUUGUACUACGACAUCCAUAGGUCUUACCUGAAAGUGGCAGAAGUCGUGAAUUCUGAGAAGCGCUUAUUUGGACGGUACUACCGGGUAGCAUUUUAUGGGCAGGGCUUUUUCGAAGAAGAGGAGGGCAAGGAAUAUAUCUACAAAGAGCCCAAAUUAACAGGCCUGUCUGAGAUCUCACAGAGAUUGCUGAAGCUUUACGCAGAUAAGUUCGGAGCAGACAACGUGAAAAUAAUCCAAGACUCAAACAAGGUUAACCCCAAAGACUUAGAUCCGAAAUACGCUUACAUCCAAGUGACAUACGUCACACCCUUCUUUGAAGAGAAAGAAGCCGAGGAGCGGAAGACCGACUUUGAAAUGCAUCACAACAUCAAUCGCUUUGUGUUUGAAACGCCCUUCACGUUGUCAGGGAAGAAACACGGAGGGGUGGAAGAGCAAUGCAAGAGAAGGACCAUUCUGACAACCAGCCAUUUAUUCCCUUAUGUGAAGAAAAGAAUACAGGUCAUAAGCCAAACAAGCACAGAGCUGAACCCCAUUGAAGUAGCCAUUGAUGAGAUGUCUAAAAAGAUUUUGGAACUCAAUCAGCUUUGCACAAUGGAGGAAGUAGAUAUGAUUAGGCUACAACUGAAACUACAAGGAAGUGUCAGUGUUAAGGUAAAUGCAGGACCAAUGGCUUAUGCGCGAGCUUUCCUUGAAGAAACAAAUGCGAAGAAAUACCCAGAUAACCAAGUUAAACUUUUGAAGGAAAUCUUCAGGCAGUUUGCAGACGCAUGCGGACAAGCUCUGGAAGUUAAUGAGCGGCUGAUUAAGGAGGACCAGCUGGAAUACCAGGAAGAAAUGAAAUCUCAUUACAAGGAUAUGCUCAGUGAGCUCUCUGAAGUUAUGAACGAACAGAUCACAUACAAGGAGGAUUUGGCAAAGCAGCAAGGAGUGGAACCAACUUAUUCCCAUGCAAUCAGUAGAACAAUCACAGGCCCACCUGGGCCGCUGAUUGCCUCCAGUGCUGACAUUUGAUCGCUGAAAUUGACUUUCAACGGAUUGCCAGAAAACUGGGAUUAUUCUGAAUAAGCAAAAUCAUGAUGGAUGCCAUGAAAAUGGAACGCGGUGCAUUGUUUUAAUUUAUUGAACAUUUCAGUGUUAAUUUUUUUUAAAAUUGUAAGUUUGAUAUUUUUAAUGUUCUUGCCUUUCCUGAUAUUUGCACAUUUCCUAUGGUUUUCUUUAUUAUGGUUCAGCCUUUAUUAAACAGAACAUGAUAUUUCCAUUGAAAGUUCGGUUUCUCAACAAGCCUUACGCUUGCUGUAAAUGAUAAUAUAAUCUAAUACAAGUCCUAGUAUACAUAUAUUUUAAAAGUCAAAAGUGGAUGUUUUAUAACCUUUAAGAAUAUUGCGAUUGUAAAUAGAAGAUGUGUAAAAUAUGUCAUUUUUACAAAGUUUUUAGUUAAUAAUUACUAAAAUGUGGAUAACGUUUCAGAUACAAUUAUAUUAAAAUA
Molecule: messenger RNA, 7116 nt
Organism: Lacerta agilis (Sand lizard)
Lineage: Eukaryota; Metazoa; Chordata; Lepidosauria; Squamata; Lacertidae
Gene: DOCK10
Product: dedicator of cytokinesis 10
Biological process (GO): positive regulation of GTPase activity; dendritic spine morphogenesis; small GTPase-mediated signal transduction
Molecular function (GO): guanyl-nucleotide exchange factor activity
Source: RefSeq, a predicted model, not a curated record